Molecule: messenger RNA, 1093 nt
Organism: Ilex paraguariensis (yerba mate)
Lineage: Eukaryota; Viridiplantae; Streptophyta; Magnoliopsida; Aquifoliales; Aquifoliaceae
Source: the annotation of a GenBank genome assembly
UGCGUGUCUGAUUUUCUUUCUUUUCUUGUUUGGUAAAUGGUCUGAUUUCAUGAUGCCAUUUGUGUAGAUUUUACGUUGCUGAAGUUCUUCUCGCAUUAGAGUAUUUACACAUGCUUGGGGUUGUCUACCGAGACUUGAAACCAGAAAAUGUAAUGGUUCGGGAAGAUGGUCACAUCAUGCUUACAGAUUUUGACUUGUCACUUAGAUGUGCUGUGAAUCCAACAUUGCUCCAAUCAUCUUCACCUGUUGUUGAGUCCCCAAAGAGGGUUUCCAGUCCAUGCUCAGAAUCUAGCUGCAUAGACCCUUUCUGCCUCCAUCCAUCCUGGCAAGUCCCCUGCUUCACCCCCAAGUUUCUCUCUGCUGCAGCAAAAACCAAAAAGCUUAAAUCUGAACUAGCUGCCCAAGUUAGCCCACUGCCUCAGCUUGUAGUCGAGCCAACCAAUGCACGAUCCAAUUCCUUUGUAGGAACGCACGAAUACUUGGCUCCAGAGAUAAUCAAAGGAGAAGGUCAUGGGAGUGCAGUGGACUGGUGGACCUUUGGAAUCUUUCUCUAUGAGCUUUUAUAUGGCAAGACACCCUUUAAAGGUCAAGGAAAUGAGGAUACACUGGCCAACGUGGUGUCAAAAUGUCUCAAGUUCCCCGAAAGCCCUAUAGUUAGUUCUCAUGGAAGAGAUUUGAUCAGACGGCUGCUGAAAAAGGAACCCGAGAAUAGAUUAGGUUCUGCAAAAGGGGCAGCUGAGAUCAAACAGCACCCAUUCUUCGAGGGUCUGAACUGGGCUUUGGUACGAUGUGCGACACCACCGGAGCUGCCCAACUUCUAUGAUAUGGGGAAUGUCACUUCAGAUUCAUCUUCCCAGAAUAAAGAGAGUACCAAGUGUCUGAAAGAUCCCAACGGUACAGGGGAGGAUAUAGAGUUUGAGAUGUUUUAGCCUUAAAAGUAUGAUGUGAGAAAAGGAAGAUGUUUGAUUUUCGUUUUCAACUGGAGAUCUCUCAUCCUUGUUGUAACUGAUAUGUAGCAUAUUGAUAUAGCAUAUGGUGUAUACAUGUAAUGCAGAACAAUUGUGGACAGUUAAAAUGAGUACCAAAUACUUAC